This is a messenger RNA of Chroicocephalus ridibundus (black-headed gull), 3422 nucleotides long. RefSeq names its product histone H3 associated protein kinase (gene HASPIN). Gene Ontology annotation, biological process: mitotic cell cycle; intracellular signal transduction; protein phosphorylation. The record is from RefSeq and is a predicted model, not a curated record. The coding region runs from base 138 to 2759 and encodes 873 amino acids. Gene Ontology annotation, molecular function: histone H3T3 kinase activity; ATP binding. Gene Ontology annotation, cellular component: nucleus; cytoplasm. NCBI's taxonomy places the organism in Eukaryota, Metazoa, Chordata, Aves, Charadriiformes, Laridae. The transcript has a single exon.
GUCGGCGGGUCACGCCCCCUCCCGUGCGGGGCGGGGACGCGUCGUCCUCUCGCCCCCCCCCCCGCCCUACUCUCGCGAGAGCCCGUUUGAAACGGCGGCGGGCGGGCGGGCUGUCGCUGUCAGGCCGGGCCGCCGCCAUGCCGUUCCCGCCGCGCCUGCUCCGCACCUACUCCCGGCGCGGCGGGCAGCUCCGCCGGCUGCCACCGCCCGACCGAUGGAUUUCGCCCCCUCAGGAUCGCAAGCGGUUCUUCAGCUCCACCUCGGCCGGUUCCAGCGGCCUCUCGGCCGGUUCCAGCGGCCUCUCGACCGGCUCCAGCGGACUCUCCGCCCACUCGGAAGACCCCGACUUCUCGCCGCCCGGCAAGCGCUCCCGGCAGCCCCAGGGUAAGCGGCCCGCCCGGCCCUGGCGCCUGCGGACCCGCCGCGGCGGCGGCGCCGCGGGGAAGGAGAACCGUCCGCCGGAUGCGGUGGCCCCCGCCGCCGCCUCCUCCUCCUCCCCGUCCCCGUCCCCCGCCCGCCGCCGCCUCCCCGGUGCGCAGCGGCCCCUGCUGUGCAGCACCCCGCAAUGGCCGCCUCCCGGCAGCGCCCGCCGCCGCCGGCCCCGCCGCCGGGCCCCGCCGGCCGAGCUCAGCUCCCUCGUCCUGUUCAACACCAGCGUGGAGAGCGGCUCGGGGCUGGGCGGCAGCCUGGAGCUCUACUCCCCGCCGCGCAGGCAGCCGGCCACCUCCUCCCGCAGUGUCCCGAGCUCGCCGGAGUCGCCUCCGGGUGGCCCGGAGCGGCGCCCGCCAUCGCCGGGGGCUGACAGCAGCGCCAGGGAAGGGGCAGCUGCAGGGUCCCGUCCCAAAGGCACGGGAAGGAGCGGCCAGCCGGGCACGGGGUUGGAAAAGUCCGGCAGGGUUUCGAGGGCACCGGUGUGGAGACCCUCCUGGGCACAAGCUCCCCUGUCCCCACAGAAAGCCACGUCCCCUCCUCAGGCGGCGCUGCCGGCCGGUAACAGCGAGCCAUGGCACUCUGCACCCUACGAUGGUGCCAGUUCUGAUGAACCAUGUGAUGAUCUAAGGAGAGAUUCAACAAAAGGAAGGUUGUGUUGUCAGAGAGGCAAAGCCAAGAAGUACCAGCUUACGCCAGUGGUAGUCUUGGACCCUCAAGAAGUGCCAAUGUGGCUGACAAGCACGAAACGCAACAAAAAGGCAGAUAUUCAGCCUGCCUGCCAGCAGCCAGUAUCUCCUUUGGGCCUUCAAGCCAUCUCGGAGAAUAAACAUAAAAGUACCCAGGUCAUUUCUGGAGGGGGAAGUACCUGUAGAAAAGCUUGCAUCAGUGGCUUCAGUGCCAGCCGGUGGGGGAAGCAAACAAGGCUCCGUCCAAAAAGGCACAGAAAUAAGAGACAGCAGCAGCCUAAUAACUCAUUUUUCAGACCACAGGUGAGGCAAAAAGGAAUGAAGAAGGGUGUGUUGGAGAUGCCUGUAGAUGUAAGAAACAAUGGCUGUUCAUUACCCAAUAGCUCCCAUUCCUGGGGUAGAGUUCGAGCAUCUUUGUCAUUCCAUAAGAAGAAGAAAGUUACCAUGGAAGAGAGUUUCUACAACAGCAUCCUUUGUACCCCUUCUAUGAAAUUCCAGCUUUCAGGGCACCAGUUGACCCAAUCUGGUGGUAUGGCGCAGUGCAGCACUUGGUCUGCUUCCUCCAUGGUACUGUUGGCUCCCAGCAAUUCCUGUUCUGUCCUGGAGCUAAUGCUUACAGACGCAGAGAAGGUGUUUGGGGAAUGCCAGCAAGAGAGGCCUAUUACUUUUGAGGAAUGCAUUCCUUUGGAUAAGAUGAAAGAUUGCAAGAAAAUUGGAGAAGGGGUCUUUGGAGAGGUCUUCCAGAUCGACAGUGAGAGAGGACCUGUGGCCUUAAAAAUAAUUCCCAUUGAGGGGACUGAAAGAGUAAAUGGUGAAGCUCAAAAGAGCUUUGGAGAGAUUCUGCCUGAGAUCAUAAUUUCGAAAGAACUCAGUCUUCUGUCGGAAGAGUCUGUGAAUAGGACUGUUGGGUUCAUCAGCUUGUACUCUGUGCACUGUGUCCAAGGGGCCUAUCCUGAGUAUCUCCUGGAAGCCUGGGACAAAUACCACAAAGUAACGGGAUCAGAAAAUGAUCGGCCAGACCUUUUUGGGGACGAACAGCUCUUCAUUGUUCUGGAGUUUGAAUUUGGAGGCAGUGACUUGGAGAAUAUGAGAAACAGGUUCAGUUCGGUGGCAUCAGCAAAAAGCGUUUUGCACCAGGUCACUGCUUCCCUGGCUGUGGCAGAGCAGGAACUGCACUUCGAGCACAGAGACUUGCACUGGGGGAACGUGCUGGUAAAGAAAACGGAUGAAAAGGAGCUUACUUAUGUGUUGAAUGGGACAAAGCACACAAUCCCCACAGCAGGGAUUCAUGUCAACAUCAUAGAUUACACCUUGUCGCGGCUGGAGAAGGACGAGUUAACUGUGUUUUGUGACCUUUCCACUGAUGAAGAACUCUUUCAAGGCACGGGGGACUACCAGUUUGAUAUCUACAGGCAAAUGAAAGCAGAGAAUGCCAACAGCUGGACGGACUAUCACCCACACAGCAACGUCCUCUGGCUGCACUACUUGUCAGAUAAAUUUUUGAAACACAUGGGCUACAAGAAAAAGGAAUCAACUGCUUCCAUGAGGAAAAUAAAGAAGCAGCUCAUUAAGUUCCACAAAGAAGUCCUGAGCUUUGAGUCCGCCAAUGACGUUUUACAGAACAGCAGCCUCUUCCAGUGAGCGCGGGACUGUGAUGUUGCCAAGGACUAAGUCACUGAUACUGCCUUUCCCCUUUGCUCUUUUUUAUGUAUGACCUUUUUAAAUGUCGGCACAAUGAAGAAAUGUUAUGAUCGGUUACCAAUGUGUAUAAUAUGUAUAUGUUAUCAAAAAUGUCUAAAAAAAAAAAAACCAAACAAAAAAAACCCCAAAACACCCAAACCCCCAGAGUCUUCUGCUUUUAAGAUGUUUACAUAUGUACUUUUUUUGAGGGGUGAUGGGCAGGGAGAGAACAGAAUUGACGUUUGAGAAGGGGAGGAAAAGGAUGCUUUUGUGUUCAAGUCAUGUUUCGAAUUCCACAGAAGUUUUCUUACCAUUUUAGUCUUAGAUUAUUAAGAGUUUUUUCCUUACUAUAUUGUCUUUAAAGAAAAAAAAGAAAAAAAUCUGGGCAGUGAGGACAAAGGUAAAUAUACUUAGCCCAGUUGGGGACAGAGAGCAGGGGAAAAAAACAUCUUUUGACUUACUUUUAAAAAUGAACUCUUGUUCAGUUUGGCAAAUUUUUUACCUGGAAUGAUGCUACAAAAUGUCAAUAUGUAAUGUUUCUGCAGUGUGGGCUUUAAAAAUGCUCUAAUCUGCAAUAAUAUGCUUUUUUUUUUCCUCUGUAAGGACCAGUGAAGAGGUAUUGGA